GGAAGUUAAGACUGAAGAAGGUAUUGUCAGUUUAAAAGUUUUUCAUUUGAAUUCAGUGCUAUUUAUAACAGAUAUAUAGAGCCUGAAUUUUAUUCAUAAUAGCUUCAUUUGUCUUGAAACUAAAAUCAAUUGGAGGUUAGAAAAAUUCAUAAGUGGAUCUUUCAUUUCGGCGAUGGAGCCUAUACUUUUGGAAGAUUCUCAAAGGAGUAAUGUAUCUACCAAUCUAAUGAAUCUUAUGAAAGUUUUUGAAGAACAAGAGAUAAAGCCUAGUAAAAGUGAUUUCUUGGUAGGAUGUGUGUACAUCUUCAUGCUGGAAUGUGGAUUUAUUCCUAAGGAAAAGGCGAAUACUUACAGUGAUAGUGAGUUUAGUUACAGAAGAAUAAAGGAACUGAUUCCUGAUUUUCGAUGGAAAAAGGCAAAUGAGAAUACUUACUGCUUAUCGUUCAUUUUGGAACCAUAUCAAUUAUAUAUUUGUGAAGUCUUAUGUAUAAAAACAGGAGAUGAUCUAGUAAUUAAUGCAAUUGUUCGCAAUAUUGAAAAUGCAUAUUCGAGUAUUAUGCUUGAUAUUCUAUCAUUCUAUACUGAUGGUGCAAAUCAAAACGCCAAUUUGAAGAAUAUCCAAAAUCUGAGACUAAUGUCCACUUUAUUCAAAGAACAAAUUGCUUUUCCUAUAAAACAUGCCAUACUGAGGAUAGUAGAACAUAGACAUCCAUCUUUAGAAGAUUUACCACCUGAAAUUAUUCUUGAAAUACUUCAAUACUUGCCUGGAAUGGAUAUAGUUCGAUUGACCUCCACCUGUAAACGUUUUUAUAUAAUCAGACAAGAAGUCAGGCUAUGGGAACAUUUGUUAGAGAGAGACCAUAAUAUUUCUAUGAAGGGUGAUAAUUAUAUCUAUUUAUUUAAAAAGUAUGGAAGUUUUCGUAAAUCAUCUUCUCAUCACCUGGAUUAUGUUUGGACCACAAGAUAUAAUUAUCGAGCCUCGGACAAUGUAUUGCAUUGAGUGCAGUCAAGCAAAUGUUUUCUUCUAAAGGAAGUAAUGAAUUUUUAUAAGGAAAUGCAUUCAUUGAAAUUUAAAUUGUAUGGAUUUUCAAGUAAAGCUAUUUUUGAACCA
Molecule: messenger RNA, 1111 nt
Organism: Harmonia axyridis
Lineage: Eukaryota; Metazoa; Arthropoda; Insecta; Coleoptera; Coccinellidae
Exons: 2
Coding region: 173-1000 (275 amino acids)
Biological process (GO): positive regulation of autophagy of mitochondrion; autophagy of mitochondrion
Molecular function (GO): protein kinase binding
Source: RefSeq, a predicted model, not a curated record